UAGCUCCUCUGGCACCCUGAAAAGGCCUUGGAGUGGCAGCAGAGACCUCUGCUUACAGAUUCAGAUGGUUCAUUGUGGGUGUGAGGUAGGGACCCAACAUAGAGGACCCUUUCACCCCAGCUGGCUGAGCAGCCUUAGUGACCCAGAUCCUAAAUCCUGUCAGCCCCAUGGAAGCGGCACCUGCCAGGCUGCCAGGGCCUGGAGCCCCCAGGCCCCACACGGAACCAGGGGAGCCCGCGGAGGAGAGGAAGUUCCGAGUGCUCGUGGGGGUCACAGGCAGCGUUGCGGCCUUGAAGCUCCCUCUCCUGGUAUCUGGGCUGCUUGAGGUCCCUGGGCUGGAAGUUGCGGUGGUCACGACUGAGAGAGCCAAGCACUUCUACAGCCCGCAGGAUGUUGCUGUCACCCUGUACAGUGACGCUGACGAGUGGGAGAUGUGGAAGCAGCGCUCCGACCCGGUGUUGCACAUUGAGCUGCGGAGGUGGGCAGACCUCAUGCUGGUGGCCCCGCUGGACGCCAACACCCUGGGCAAGGUGGCCAGCGGCCUCUGUGACAACCUGCUUACCUGUGUCAUCCGGGCCUGGGACCGCAGCAAGCCCCUGCUCUUCUGUCCAGCCAUGAACACAGCCAUGUGGGAGCACCCAAUCACCGCCCAGCAGGUGGGCCAACUCAAGGCCUUUGGUUACAUUGAGAUCCCCUGCGUGGCCAAGAAGCUGGUGUGUGGAGACCAAGGUUUGGGAGCCAUGGCGGAGGUGGAGACCAUUGUGGACAAAGUGAGAGAAAUCCUGUCCCAGCUCGGCAGCUCCCAGCACAGUUGAACUGCGCAGUUUCUGGGCCGUGUGGCCUCUGCACUUGGUCGAACAUUCACGUGUGGUGAAGAGGCCUCCCCAGGACCCUGGCUGGCUCCUGGCUGUUCUGGGCUGAAGACUGCAGCCUGGCUUUUCUCUCCCAGGUUCACCUGCUGCCCCUCCCCACCUGUUCCCAGGAGCCCGAAGCAGGCCCCUGUACUGUCCCUGUGUGCCCCUGGCGUGAGGCCGAGUGACAGGAAACCUGGGGGCUGUACCUCAGCAAGCCGGGGGUCUCUUGGGGGCUGGGUCCCCUGGUGGUGUGCCCAAGUGCACCCACAGGACACAGUGUUCCACAGACUGGGCCGGGAGCCUGGGGGUGCUGGGACUACAGUAAAGUGGUGUUUUAGGAGGCUGCAGGUUUCCUUUGGUGGGGGGCAGGGACGGGACCAGGCUAGGCUGGGGGCGUGGUCAGUUGAGACUGGGGGUGGGGCCAAGUGUAGCUGGAAUUGCUCUGAGGGCAGUCUCUCCUUCAAAUCCCAGCCCUGCGGCUCAGCUGCAGAGGACCUUGCUGGCCCUGUGUUGGCUCAUCUUCCUCCCCUACGCUCGUGGAGGUACGGAGCUCAGCGGCUCCCAGCCACAGGGCUGCGUCCCGCUGCCCCUGUGCCUGCCUGAAGCCCCCUACUGCACACUCUGCUGCCCCCACACACUCGGUCUCUGCAUGGAUGGCGGUGGCCCGCAGAGUCCACGGCUCUGUUUACUUCCUGGUUUCCACUGCCCUCCUCACCCUUGAGCUGUCCUACUCCAGGGACAGAGCAAGGAUGUCUGGGCCCCCUCCCACAAGCACAUAGAAACGGGGAGAAGACCCUGGCGAGAUCACACUCUGCGUCCUUCCCAGAAUUAACGACUUUUCCAUGUGGCUGCCAUCUGAGCUCCUGUUUGCAGCUGGGUUGGAGAUGGCUUCCAGGGCAGGUGUAGGGGAUACCCUGGAGUGCCCCAAGAACCCCAAAAGUCAAG
Molecule: messenger RNA, 1799 nt
Organism: Ochotona princeps (American pika)
Lineage: Eukaryota; Metazoa; Chordata; Mammalia; Lagomorpha; Ochotonidae
Gene: PPCDC
Product: phosphopantothenoylcysteine decarboxylase
Exons: 6
Coding region: 168-815 (215 amino acids)
Biological process (GO): coenzyme A biosynthetic process
Cellular component (GO): phosphopantothenoylcysteine decarboxylase complex
Molecular function (GO): FMN binding; phosphopantothenoylcysteine decarboxylase activity
Source: RefSeq, a predicted model, not a curated record